AUGUCGGUGAAUUACGCGGCGGGGCUGUCCCCGUAUGCGGAUAAGGGCAAGUGUGGACUCCCCGAGAUCUUCGACCCCCCGGAGGAAUUGGAGCGGAAAGUGUGGGCGCUGGCACAGAUGGUCUGGGAGUCCUCCAACGUGGUCUUCCACACAGGCGCGGGCAUCAGCACUGCUUCCGGCAUCCCGGACUUCAGAGGUCCACAUGGCGUCUGGACAAUGGAAGAGCGGGGCCUGACCCCCAAGUUCGACACCACCUUCGAGACGGCGAGGCCCACGCAGACGCACAUGGCGCUGGUGCAGCUGCAGCGUGUGGGGCUGCUCCACUUCCUGGUCAGCCAGAACGUGGACGGGCUGCACGUGCGCUCCGGCUUCCCCAGGGACAAGCUGGCGGAGCUUCACGGAAACAUGUUUGUAGAGGAGUGCAGCAAAUGCAAGACGCAGUAUGUCCGGGACACGGUGGUAGGCAGCAUGGGCCUUAAAGCCACGGGCCGGCUCUGCACAGUGGCCAAAGCCAGGGGGCUACGGGCCUGCAGGGGGACACUGAGGGACACCAUCCUAGACUGGGAGGACGCCCUGCCUGACCGGGACCUCACCCUCGCUGACGAGGCCAGCAGGAACGCGGACUUGUCCAUCACCCUCGGCACCUCGCUGCAAAUCCGCCCCAGUGGGAACCUGCCUUUGGCCACCAAGCGCCGAGGUGGCCGGCUAGUCAUUGUCAACCUCCAGCCCACCAAACACGAUCGCCACGCCGACCUGCGCAUCCACGGAUACGUCGAUGAUGUCAUGACGCAACUCAUGAAGCACCUGGGGCUGGAGAUCCCAGCCUGGGACGGCCCCCGAGUACUGGACACAGCACUGCCGCCCCUGCCCCGCCCGCCCGCGCCCAAGUUUGAGCCCAAGGAGGAGCUUGCGGCCCAGCUCAACGGUUCUGCACCCUGCAGCCCCAAGCGGGAACCCCCUGCCCAGCACAACGGCCCCCAACCUGCCAUCCCUAAGCGAGAGCAGCCGGACACACCUGCGUUCUGCAGAUCCCCCAAAAGAAUGAAAACCGAGGGGGUCCUCAGUUGA
Elephantulus edwardii (Cape elephant shrew) is the source of this 1068-nucleotide messenger RNA. It is a transcript of the gene SIRT6, whose product is annotated as sirtuin 6. The record is from RefSeq and is a predicted model, not a curated record. Bases 1 to 1068 code for a protein of 355 amino acids. Gene Ontology annotation, molecular function: NAD+ binding. Lineage: Eukaryota; Metazoa; Chordata; Mammalia; Macroscelidea; Macroscelididae. The transcript has 8 exons.